Messenger RNA from Hypomesus transpacificus, 1768 nucleotides. RefSeq names its product MOB-like protein phocein. The transcript is spliced from 8 exons. NCBI's taxonomy places the organism in Eukaryota, Metazoa, Chordata, Actinopteri, Osmeriformes, Osmeridae. The record is from RefSeq and is a predicted model, not a curated record. The coding region runs from base 44 to 721 and encodes 225 amino acids. Gene Ontology annotation, cellular component: cytoplasm.
AUCAGGAAGCGCUGUGCGUAGUGACAUCCGGAUUCCAGGCGAGAUGGUCAUGGCGGAGGGUACAGCUGUUCUGAGGAGGAACCGACCAGGGACUAAGACAAAAGAUUUCUACAAUUGGCCAGAUGAGUCAUUCGAGGAGAUGGACAGCACUCUGGCUGUGCAGCAGUACAUUCAACAAAACAUUAGGACAGACUGCUCCAACAUUGAGAAGAUUCUGGACCCCCCCGAGGGUCAGGAUGAGGGCGUCUGGAAGUAUGAACAUCUCAGGCAGUUUUGUCUUGAACUGAAUGGACUUGCUGUAAAGCUGCAGGGAGAAUGCCAUCCAGAUACCUGCACCCAGAUGACCGCCACCGAGCAGUGGAUCUUUCUCUGUGCUGCCCACAAGACUCCCAAAGAGUGUCCUGCCAUCGACUACACCCGACACACCCUCGAUGGGGCAGCCUGCCUCCUUAACAGCAACAAGUACUUCCCCAGCAGGGUGAGCAUCAAAGAAUCUUCUGUUGCCAAGCUGGGCUCAGUUUGCAGACGGAUCUACAGGAUAUUCUCCCAUGCCUACUUUCACCAUCGCCAAAUUUUUGACAAGUAUGAGAACGAGACGUUCCUGUGCCAUCGCUUCACACGCUUUGUGAUGAAGUACAACCUGAUGUCUAAGGACAACCUCAUAGUGCCCAUCAUGGAAGAGGAGGUCCAGAACGAGGCGGAGGGAGAGAGCGAAGCCUGAACACCAGCUGCAUCAUGCCAAACCUACAAGGACACACACACACACACAGACACACACACACACAGACACACACACACACACAGACACACACAGACACACACAGACACACACACACACACACACACACACACACACACACACACACAGACACACACACACAGACCCUGUCCAUACACAAUUGUACAUUAUCACAGACCCAAGAGAAAACAAGCACACUAAAAUCACAUGCUAGUGUUAGUACAAAACUGUCAUUGCUGUAAUAACUGAGACGUAACAUCUCAAUCUAACCUGAAUGUUUCAGAUAUAGCAGUGUUGUGGUGAAACGUUACAUUCAUUGUAUUCCCUUGGUUGACUGUGGGACUGUCUUUACCUAACAACAGACUAACCUUGCCUUUCUGCUUGUUUCUUUCUUCUUAACUUCAUAUUCAUUGUAUUCUAGAAUCUUUGUCGAAAUCUCGGGUCGUGUGACGUCACAGCCAAGGCAGAUGUAUGCCACAACCAAAUGUUACAGACCGUGAAAUCAUGAUCUUAUCCAGGUCAAGAUGACAAUGACACGUUGUAUCUGUUUGAAUGAUGGGUCCCAUUACAGCUACUGUCCCACUUUGUCAUUACAUCAUUUAAGAGAUACUAAAGAGUGGAGGUGUUGAAGCUCUGGGUUCCUUGACCUGACACUGCUGAAGGCUUGUUUGCUCACUGGACAAAAGAUUCUGCACCUAUUCUUUAAGAAAAGCCUUUUUCCAGGUUAUUGGUUAUAUGGGGGGACAACUAUUUUCAUACGUCAUUCAGAAAAUCUGUUGAUUCUAUUCCUUUUGUUUUAAGAGUAAUUUAUUGUUUGAAUUAUGUGAGUAAAUAAUGAUUGAUAACUGCGUGGUGCUGUCUUAGAUUUUAAAAGCAAUAGUUGGUCUUGUUCAAUUUCUUCAUCUCAUGUUGAAUUAUGAACUAUUGUUACUCAAACAACAAAGACAAUGUAACUCCUUUUUUGUCAUUUUGUCCCUGGUGGAUAUCUAUUCACAUUUUAUAAAUUAAAAUGUCAAGAUAUAUUUACAA